Lates calcarifer (barramundi perch) is the source of this 3879-nucleotide messenger RNA. RefSeq lists its product as uncharacterized. The transcript has 7 exons. Bases 2706 to 3683 code for a protein of 325 amino acids. The record is from RefSeq and is a predicted model, not a curated record. NCBI's taxonomy places the organism in Eukaryota, Metazoa, Chordata, Actinopteri, Centropomidae. Gene Ontology annotation, biological process: homophilic cell-cell adhesion. Gene Ontology annotation, molecular function: ionotropic glutamate receptor binding. Gene Ontology annotation, cellular component: cell-cell junction.
UGACCAGUGUCAUCGUUUAUUAGUGCUGCGAACCAAAAACCGCUCCAAUCAACCUCCUUGUAUAUCUCUCCCCAGUGUCUCAGUCAGCUGUCACCGCUGAUUCAUGUAGGCCCACUUAGAAAAUAAAACAGCACCUGACAGCAGGCUCAGACUGCCUCCUUAUUCGUUGACAUGUUCUUGUUUUGAAACCGCAAAAUUAGCACAUUUAAUUGCUUUUAUAAUUUAUAUAAAAUCUCCACAGUAACCUGUAUUUAAGUGACACAGAGAAAAGAGAGACAUGACAGUCCAAACAAGCUUCAGGCGGAAAAGCAAACCAGCUUGUAUCAAUAACAGGAGGAUACUGACCUCAUUGAGGUGACAAAAUAAAAGGUCAAAUAUGAAAACCUGAAAAGGUCACAUGUUGUUUUGCUGCAUUUUUCUCAAGAACCUGCUUUUGGUUCAGUCUGACUUCAAUCUCUAGUUUUUUUGUGCAUAUGUUAUAUUUUUCUUUUUUUGUUUUUUUAAGCUACUUCAAUUCCCAGCCAACUAUCCUUAAAUUUGGAACUACUUUGGUCUAGUGAAUUACACUGCUGAACCACAGUUGAUCACUGCUGUUUAGUCCAGUAAGCCACAUAACCUUUUCUAUUUCAGUUUUUCAGUUCUCUCUCUCAUUAAGAAACAGACAACAUCUGAUGCGUAUACUGUAUGUGUGAAACUAUUUACUCAUGUUGCCAUAUGUGGUGUCAUUAAAUCUGACAAAUGUUUUGACUGGCUCAAAUUUCGGCCCUCGUGGUAUGACUGUUAGCCAGCAUGUGACAUUUGGUUUGACUCAUGGAGUGCACUCGACUCCAGCAUAUUUGGAUGAUCACUGGAGGACUUGGCAGGCAGACUGGUAUAUGCGAGUCAUGAAUAACGAGCACAUUUUUAUGCAGAUCCAUCAAAGAAGCAGCAGUGACAGAAUUUUGUUUAUCCCAUAGGUCAUAACUGGAUGAUGACUUAUCAUGAGAUGACAUGCUGCAAGUGUCAAACUAAUUUUUGAACAUUUCCUCACACCAGUGACAACCAUAGAUCUUUUUUUUUUUCUUUAGGCUUUUCAGGGAAAUUUUUUCUUCCAGAUUUUUUUGUAUCUGUACUAUAACUUACAUUGUCGUCAGUGUGCGUUAUAGACAAAUUAUAUGAUGUAAUCCUUUUGAAUAUCAAAGCAGCUUUGAUUAAAAAGCUUCAUCAGUCCUGUGCAGUUCUAACAUCCACAUUAAUUCAGAGAAAGGCAAAUUGUAGCUCUAAAGUCUGCAGCAUCUAAUUUAACCUCAUCAGAUGUGUAAUAUUUUAGCAAUGAAUUUCCUAAAGCAUAAGUUUGCUUGUUUUGUUCAACCAGUUGAUAUAAAAUAGAUAAAAACAAUAAGUCCUCGUGUUUGAGAAGUUGGAAUCAGUAGAUUAAUUUUCUGUUGGUCCACUUAUGGAUUAGCCCAUUAAUCAUUUUAGCAAUUAUUAAGGAUAGCUGUCGUCCUUAAAGUUAGACAAUGUGGCUUUUGAAAAAAAGAAGCAACACAAGCUGUCAAUUAGAAAUUAAAAUUUAGCAGUAAAGUCCACCCUUAGUCACUACACUCAGGAGUUUUGCUGCUGUUGUCUUACCUGGUCUGGUAUGACCAGUAGCUUAUAUUGACUAAUGUUAGCUAACUUUUGUUGUUGUGUAAUUAAGCCAUCAUUAAGCCACUUUGCCUUAUUUACAAAGGUCUUUAGCCAUUGUUGCGUUUACAAGACAAGGGCGUUACAAUAGGCCCUCUGGGCAGUGCAGCCUCUUGGUCCCCUCAUGUUGGACUGAGGACAGGCUGGAUGCUACAGUGACACAAGCCAAAGUGGCAUUGGGAGACAGCCUUGGCCAGGGCUAGCUGAUUAACAUGCUAACCUCAGUGAAAGAAAAGAAGUGAUAGAAUUUGAAGCUAAACAACAACUAAACUUGGCAUUGUUUGCCACAGCUGGAGACAGCUCUUGGCAAGUAAAGGGAUGAAGUUUGAUGUUGAACUUGGAACAUUUCUAGACUGAUAAGUAACCGGAUGUUAAUGCUACCGUUGGCUAUGUAGUGAUUGCAAAAAGUUACUUAUAGCAAGAAAUGUCUACUGUCUCGACAAUCUUGGGAAAUGGAGGGAAAUUCAGUGCAUCCUCAUCAUGUAACAGCCAGCUGUGUUCAGCAAAAGUUCUAAAAGUCUUGCUUGCUUAUGAAAUGUGAAUUUCUCCCAUCAAAGAGCCAUACAUAUAUAUUUCAUUUCAUCAACAUCAAAGCAGCAUGAAAGUGUUUCAUUUGCUUGGAUCAGUGCUCGGUCAGACAGGAACUUAUCAGUAUAGUCACCUGGUGCUGUGGUUGUUUGGAGGGAAAACCUGCAGAACAGAUUGCUGUAACCGUGGCAACAAAAGCUGGCUGCUGUACAUCACAUACUGUAUGUUGCCCUGCCGCAUUAUGAGAAGAUGUCUAAUUCCUAAAUAGCCGAUGUUUUGUAAAGAGCAGCUGCUGACUAAUUGGACUACAAGCUGAUGCCUAUAGCUCACUGCCAUAACUGUAAACAUUUAGUAGUUAAUAGGACUUAAUAAAAAUCCUCCUGCAAUCACUUGGUUUAACAAACAUUUGAUUCUCCAAGAGACAAUGAGACAGGAUGAGACACAGAUAAUAAAGUGAGAGUGAAAGUGGAGGAGGGUGGGGUUGGUAGCAUCGCUCAAUAGAUUAAUCAUGCAUGCCUAGUUUUUUUGGCCACCACCAGCUCUGUACUCAGGGGGGAGAGAAGGCUGCCUCUCUAUGUUUCCUCUCAGCUAUGGGCUCUUCUGGAAGAUGGAUGCUCUGGACCCUGUGUGCAUGUUUCACCGCCCCGGAGAAUGUUGCACUCAGGGUGACCAUGAGCAAAGCCAGUGUGGAGGUGGUUCAGGGGGAUUUUGUCAUCCUGCCCUGCUCCUUCUUCACCUCCAGCCCCCUCUCCAGACUCAACGUUAUCUGGACUCUGGCUCCCUUCUCCAGCCCAGAAACCCCGAUACAGGUGAUUGUGUACGACCAUGGACAGGUGAUUGAAGACCCCUCCCUCACUGGCAGGGUGGGUUUUACAGGUAUUCCUUGGAGUGCGGAUAUUGUCCUGAAUGACACACGAGUAACAGAUGCUGGUAUUUACCGCUGCAUGGUCAAUAACCCACCAGAGGCGGCAGAUCCUGGCAUAGGAGAGCUGGUGCUCAGUGUCCUGGUGCCACCUUCGCUGCCUGUGUGCCAGUGGGAUGGAGAUAUUGACAUGGGAGGAAGUGUUACACUGUCCUGCUCGGUGGCACAGGGCGUCCCCACUCCAGAGAUCCGCUGGGAUAAACUCAAUCCAGAGGAAAUCUCACUUCCCGUGAACAUGGAGGGGGAUCUGUCAGGCUCCGUCCAAAUUGUCAACGUGUCUUCUCAGACGUCCGGCCUCUACCGCUGCUCUGCGUCUAAUGUCCUGGGAACAGAGAACUGCUACGUCAAUCUGUCCAUCUACAGCACCCCAGACAGUUCCUCGGGCAUCCUGCAGGGGGUGCUGCUGACUUUGUCCAUGAGCCUGGUGCUGCUGGCUUUGCUGGUGCUUGUGCUGUGGCUCCAUCGCACUGGGCAGGAUGGGAGGUGGAGGGAAGGGAAAGAAGAGGAGGAGGAAUGUUAUAAUGAGAUACGAUACACUCCGUCUCUGAUGAAGCGCUCGUUUGUUUGAUUUCUCAACAUAAAAAGAGAGAGAGAGAGAGAGAGAGAGAGAAAAGAAACGCUCCAACCCAGGUAUCAAAAAAAAGACUUUCAGAACUCUUUAUUUCAGCUAGAUCAUGGAUUUUUAUAGCCUGGUCAAUUCUCCCUGCAUUAAGCUGCAUCACUGUACAGCAUCACAAAUUCUGAAAUAAAUGUCCUAGUUCUCA